This is a messenger RNA of Linderina pennispora, 1326 nucleotides long. RefSeq lists its product as uncharacterized. The record is from RefSeq and is a predicted model, not a curated record. Lineage: Eukaryota; Fungi; Kickxellomycota; Kickxellomycetes; Kickxellales; Kickxellaceae. Gene Ontology annotation, biological process: microtubule cytoskeleton organization; tubulin complex assembly; post-chaperonin tubulin folding pathway. Gene Ontology annotation, molecular function: GTPase activator activity; beta-tubulin binding. Bases 1 to 1326 code for a protein of 441 amino acids. The transcript is spliced from 6 exons.
AUGUCCGAAAUCCUCGGGCGCUACCAGGAGCAACCGACAUGCCUCGACCCCCACCUGGAGCGCAUCAUAAGCCAGCUGAUGUCACUGGCACAGAGAUACGUCUACGCAUUCCACGACAGCCUGUCGGCCGGCUCAGCAGACGCGGUCAGCGCGCAGCGGAUGGGCGGCAUAUUCGGAUUAGUGUAUCUGCUGUGCAAGGUGCGUGGCUACAAGGUUGUGUUGCGGUUUUUCCCGCACGAGGUGGCCGACAUCGAGCCCGUGUUUGCGGCGCUGUGGUAUCACACGGCGAAGCCCGAUGGCAAAAGCUGGACGACGCGCUAUGUGCUGCUGAUCUGGCUGUCGCUGCGCUUGAUCCGGCACGUCGACUGUCUGAUGGAUAUACUCCACUCGGACGCCUUCGAGCAGCAUGCGCUGACCCGCAAGCUCAUUGCCAAGGACUGCCCAGCGACUGGCACUUGUGUACCUGCCAGGCGCAUCUGGUGCUCAGAUCACUGGUCCGGCACACACAGGCAGUCACUGCCAGGUCCGGCUGACGGGGACAGCGCUGGUGAUAUCGACGAGGAAGAGUGUGACGUAGAAAUACCCGAGCAGGUGGAGACGUUCGUGGGGAUUCUGCUCCAGAAGCUGCAUGACAAGGACACAAUCGUUCGGUGGUCGGCAGCCAAGGGCAUUGGCCGUAUUUCUGCUCGGCUGCCACCGGCGCUGGCACGCGAGAUUGCCUCGGCGGUUGCCGAUGUCAUGACGGAAGAGACGCUGGUGCAGGACGACGGCACUAUCGAUGUGUCCAUGACGUCCGAGUACUCGUGGCACGGUGCGCUGCUGUGCCUGGCCGAACUCGCGCGCCGCGGGCUGCUGUCCAGCCAGCUUCUACGGGAAGCGAUGCCGUGGGUCAUCAAGGGCCUCACAUACGAGAUCCAGCGCGGAGACUACUCGGUCGGAUCUAAUGUGCGCGAUGCAGCAUGCUACGUGAUGUGGUCGUUUGCGCGCAUCCAUGGCCAGGAGAGCCGAGCCGUGUUUGCGGACCUGCAGCUCAAAAUGGCGACAGUGCUGGUGUCAGUUGCUGUCUUUGACCGAGAGACGAAUGUCCGUCGUGCAGCGAGCGCUGCGUUCCAAGAACAUGUCGGUCGCCAUAGCUCGUUCCCACACGGGAUUUCAGUGCUGCAGCUUGCUGACUUCUUUGCCGUUGGCAACAUGCGCAAUGCAUUCACCGAUGCAAGCCGGAGGAUUGCCGAGUACGUAGAGUGCACGCCAGCCAGCCCACAGUCGGCGGAAACCACAGCAAUUCUAGAAGUAUAUGGCCAUAGUGAUGCGAUCUGCGUCAUCUAA